Mizuhopecten yessoensis (Yesso scallop) is the source of this 2879-nucleotide messenger RNA. Its product is annotated as arginine/serine-rich protein PNISR-like. Gene Ontology annotation, molecular function: RNA binding. The record is from RefSeq and is a predicted model, not a curated record. Gene Ontology annotation, cellular component: presynaptic active zone; nuclear speck. The transcript has 13 exons. The coding region runs from base 206 to 2635 and encodes 809 amino acids. Lineage: Eukaryota; Metazoa; Mollusca; Bivalvia; Pectinida; Pectinidae.
CCCAUGCCCUGCAAGCAAUAUAUAAGAUGGCGGCUAUGCAAGGCCAUGUCCUCGUUUCUUACACGAUGCAAUAACAUCCACAGAAUUAUUCGAAAUGCUUGAUAGAGAAUGUGUUUGUGACCUGUCCGUGCAUUAAGAAGAUCAACAAACCAGAUUUUUUAUAGUUCGAAACUUCAGGACCAGGAGAUUUCUACAACUUCUAAGGAUGUGGGCCAAUCCCUGGCCAGCUGCUCAGAUGCAGCAAGUAUUUCAAGGGGUUCCUCAUGAGCAGGUGGACUGGGCAGCACUAGCUAAGCAAUGGAUACAGCAGAAGGAAGCUGUCACCGGCCCCACCACUGUGCCCCCGCCACCUGUACAUCAUGGAGGGGUGCCCCCACAACCCCCCAUGCCUAGCAUGAUGAUGCCCAUGCACUCUGGACCCCCACCCCCUCCACCUGUGGGUCCCUCCAAUGGAGCAGGUGGUGAUGACAUGGAUUUAGACGAUGGGGAACAUGAAAAUGGGCCAAACCAGGCCAAUGCUGCGUUCAACAAUUUUGCAGGACCUGGAAGUCAGCCCCAGGGUUGGGAAUGGGGGUUGCAACAAAAUUGGAAUGUGCCCCCACCUAACUGGAACAUACCACAACCACCUGUUGAAGAAAGCAAAGUUGAAUCACAGACGUACGAGUAUGGCCAUGGUGGUGGGUUUCAACAGUCAUAUGAUUACAACCACGGAGGGGAAAACUUCGACUACCAACAAGAGGGUGACCAGGGUGACUAUCAACCGUAUUGGGGAUCUGAGGACCAGGAGACCAAUAGCCACAAUGAUCGGGGUUUCAACAGUCGUCAUGGCCACGACAGAUUCUCCAUGCCCCAGGGGGAAGAUAGUGGUAUAGAUGCAGCAAAGAGAAAAAACUUACCUGCAUGGAUCCGGGAAGGACUUGAAAAGAUGGAAAGGGAGAAAUUAAAGAAAAUGGAGAAGGAAAGGAGAGAAAAGGAGCUCCAGCAAGCAAAGGAGGCUCGAGACCAGGCGGAGAAGGAGGCUGCGGCCGAGAUCUUGAAGGCCAGGGCAGGGGAGUCUGAUGGAGAACCAAGUCUACCAAAGAAAAGCCGAUUUGACUCUGAUAAUGAAGAAGAGGAGGAGAAGAGACAGCGCAGCAAGUCCAAAUCACCAAAACCAGAAGUCAAACCAAAGAAGAGGAGCCCUUCACCAGAAGAAUUUAAAACAGAGGAGGAAAAACAACUAGAAAUGAUUAUGAAAACAAGGAAGAUGCUGACAGAGGUUUUAUUAGAGGUGACGGCAACAGAAAUGGAAGCAGUGGCUAAGGAAGUGUAUUAUAAGGAAAAGAACAGAGCUGCUAAAGCUCCGGCAAAGCAGCUAUCCAAGUCCACUGCUUUAGCAACCUUGACGGGUCUUGGUCUUGGUGGGUAUGGUUCUGACAGUGACUCGGAGGCUGCGGACCAGGACAGUCAUGACGACAACUCAGACGUGGAGCUACAGGAGACCAUCCGACGCAAAAAGAGGGAUUUUGAGGAGAGACGCAAGAGCCAGCCCAUAUAUGAGGAAGACGAAAUAGAACCAGAGACACCAGCAUUUUUAAAAGAAGCAAUGUCUGAAAAGAAAGCAAGUUAUCCAUUUGAGAACAAAUAUAAUGGAAUUCCUGGUUUGGAUGUGAAACAAGAGGAGGUUGGGGAGAAGGAGGACGGGAGGGAGGGCAAGUCAGACCAAAUGAAAAAGUCUUCAGACAAACACAGAAAGUCGAAGAAAAACAAAGAGUUUUCUAGUACAAGUUCUUCAAGUGGUAGUGAUAGUGAGUCUGACUCGGGAAGUUCAAGCAGUUCUGCAUCCUCAGUUUCUUCUGGGUCUUCUAGUUCACACGAAGGGAAAAGUUCUCGCAAAAAAGUGUCUGCUUCCAAAAAGGAGGUGUCUCGUAGACCAUCGGGUGUAGGUAAGGUAAGCCGAGAGAAUGACACUAGUCUAACUGAGGACAAGGACAGGAGGAGAAGUCGAGAUGAGGAAAGUGUGAGGAAACGUAGGUCAAGUAGACAAGACUCUAGGAAGUCUUCUAGGAGAGAUGAGGGUAGAGACAGACGGGAGGAAAGGUCACAUAGCCGGGAGGGGUAUGGGGAAGACGUAGAGGGAAGUAGGGACAAAUACAGGGAUGACAGUGAAAGUCGUGAAAGAGGAUCAGACCGUAGACACAGCAGACAGAGUAGGGACCAGCGACGACAUAAAAGUAGGUCACGUUCAUAUGACAGGGACGAUAGACGAUACAAAAGUAGGUCAAGAUCACGGGACAGGGACAGGGAAAAACGUAGGCACAAGGAGAGGAGUCGCAGUAGGGAAAGACGAGAAAGGGAGCGUGGGAGGUCGCGAGAUAGGUAUGAUGGACAUCGCAGCAGUGGUAGCAAAUCCAAGUCAAAAUCUAAGAAACGGAAGCAUUCUGUGACGGACGACGAUAGUGAUGAUUAUGUUAAGCAUAGUAGCAGUAAGCACAAGAAAUCCUCUGGGAAGUAUUCGAGGAGUGUGUCACAAGACUCUCGCUCCAGCAGCAGGAAGGCACGUAGGGAAAAACAUGAGGAUGAUAAGGCUAGGAGAAGCAGCGGUAAGAAGUCCAGUCGCAAACAAAGGUCUAGAUCCAGAUCAAGAUCAUAUUAACUAGGAGGAUAAUACAGAAAGUAAAUGAUGAAUUCAAAUCGUGGAAUGAAGUAGUGGAACAUGUGGAUCAAAUAUAUAUAUGUGCAGUGUUAUAUCAAAUGUUGAGUGCACUUGUAAAACUGUGAACAAUCACAACACAUAUGUUGGACAGUGGGAUUUCAGCAUAUGAAGACUUUAAUCCAUGGACAGUUAUCUUCAAAUUUGAUGUAAAUUUUUUCUACUGGAAUAAAAUUCCUUCACAUUA